Aethina tumida (small hive beetle) is the source of this 5679-nucleotide messenger RNA. It is a transcript of the gene na, whose product is annotated as sodium leak channel NALCN. NCBI's taxonomy places the organism in Eukaryota, Metazoa, Arthropoda, Insecta, Coleoptera, Nitidulidae. Gene Ontology annotation, molecular function: monoatomic cation channel activity. Gene Ontology annotation, cellular component: membrane. Bases 71 to 5356 code for a protein of 1761 amino acids. The record is from RefSeq and is a predicted model, not a curated record. The transcript is spliced from 26 exons. Gene Ontology annotation, biological process: transmembrane transport; monoatomic ion transport.
CAAUGUUCCACACAUUCAGAUUGAACAUGUAAGGAUAAAAUAUAAUAUUUUUUAAUAAAAAUCUAUAAAAAUGAUGUUGGGUAGAAAGCAAAGUUUAAAAGGAGAGCCUGUCCUGGCAGAUUAUGGACCAGAUGAAGCAUUUAAUGAGAGUGCUGAUAUUGAAUGGGUGAAUAAGAGAUGGGUUAGACGGUUGAUGAGACUGUGUGCUCUAUUGAGUUUGGCUUCUGUCAGCUGUAACACACCAAAAACAUUUGAGAAAAUCUGGUUCAUGCAAUCUUUAACAUAUGGUGUUGACACAGUUCUAACUACACUAUUUACUGCAGAAAUGAUUGCUAAAAUGCACAUUCGAGGCAUCCUUAAAGGUGAAAAGCCGUAUUUAAAGGAUCAUUGGUGUCAAUUUGAUGGCAGCAUGGUCUUUUUUCUUUGGUUGUCUGUUAUUCUUCAAACUUUCGAAGUGUUAGAGAUUGUGGACAAAUAUAGUUACUUUUCUAUGGUUCGAGCACCAAGACCUUUAAUUAUGAUCAGAUUUUUAAGGGUGUUUUUAAAGUUUUCCAUGCCUAAAUCAAGAAUAAAUCAAAUUUUUAAGCGAUCGAGUCAACAAAUAUAUAAUGUUACACUUUUCUUUCUGUUUUUCAUGUCAUUAUAUGGACUUUUAGGUGUCCAGUUUUUUGGAGAAUUAAAAAAUCAUUGCGUCACAGAAAACACAACGGAUCCACAGUAUGUUUCAUGUAUUUUAAUAUUUUGCAACAAUUAUAUACACUGUAUUUUCAGGAAGGUAACAUUAAAUAGUUUGGCCAUUCCUGAUACAUAUUGUUCAGUGGACCCUACAUCUGGAUAUCAGUGUCCAAAAGGAAUGAAGUGCAUGAAACUGGAAGGAGUGUCAAGAUACACUAUUGGAUUUAACGGAUUUGAUGAAUUUGUGACAAGUUUUUUCACAGUUUAUCAAGCGUCUUCUCAAGAAGGCUGGGUUUUCAUAAUGUACAGGGCGAUAGAUUCUUUACCAGGUUGGAGAGCCAUCCUUUAUUUCAGUACCAUGAUUUUCUUUUUGGCUUGGUUAGUGAAAAAUGUUUUCAUUGCUGUAAUCACAGAGACAUUCAACGAGAUUCGAGUCCAGUUUCAACAAAUGUGGGGAGUCAGGGGACAUAUUCAAAAUAGUUCAGCCUCUCAGAUAUUAAUAGGAGAUGACAGAGGUUGGAAAUUGGUAACCCUCGAUGAGAAUAAACACGGUGGUCUGGCUCCUGAAUUUUGUCAUAAAAUUUUGGCGUCACCACAUUUCAGAUUGUUGGUGAUGGGGAUUAUUCUAGCUAACGCCAUAGCAACUGCGACCAUGAAUUUCAAACACGAUCGAAGGCCUAGACACGUAUUUUAUGAAAAUUAUUACUACAUGGAAUUGGGCUUCACAGCUUUGUUGAAUUUGGAAACUAUUUUUAAAAUAUGGUGCCUAGGAUGGAGAGGAUACUGGAAACAUUCUAUCCACAAAUUUGAAUUACUUCUUGUUAUUGGUACUAGUAUUCAUGUAAUUCCUGGAUUUUACAUGACUGGAUUCACAUACUUUCAAGUGUUAAGGGUGGUUCGACUUAUUAAAGCCUCCCCUCUAUUGGAAGACUUCGUCUAUAAAAUCUUUGGACCUGGAAAAAAAUUGGGCAGUUUGAUUAUAUUUACAAUGUGCUUACUGAUAAUUUCUUCAAGUAUAUCAAUGCAACUCUUUUGUUUCCUCGACUUCACAAAAUUUGAAACGUUCGCCGAGGCAUUCAUGUCUAUGUUCCAGAUUUUAACACAAGAAGCAUGGGUUGAAGUAAUGGAUGAGACCAUGUUGAGAACUAGGUCAAUGUUGACACCUUUAGUUGCCGUAUAUUUUAUAUUGUACCAUCUAUUUGUCACACUGAUUGUGUUGAGCUUGUUCGUAGCGGUUAUCUUGGAUAAUCUGGAACUGGACGAAGACAUAAAGAAACUUAAACAGCUUAAAUACCGAGAACAAAGUGCUGAAAUUAAAGAAACUCUUCCAUUUAGACUAAGGAUAUUCGAGAAAUUCCCCGACAGUCCCCUUAUGGUCACCCUUCAUAAAGUUCCAUCGGAUUUUAACUUACCAAAGGUACGUGAGAGUUUUAUGCGUCAGUUCGUCUAUGAAACUGAAGAUGAUGAAAAUUCUGAAAGUGGCAUAAAGAAAUUAAAUGAAGAGAUGUUCGACAAUAAGGUGAUUUACAGGAAGCAAAAACCUUUAAGGGUUCUUAGUACAUUGCCAAAAGUUAGAGUGGCGAACGAUAGUUUGAAGAAAACUUCAAUUGUUCACAUUAUAAAUGAUUCAAAUAAUCAGCGAUUAAUGCUGGGUGAUUCAUCCAUGAUUCCAGUGCCUGGAAGUAAAGGUCCUUUAAAACCCCAAGGAACCAUCAACAGUAUGAAACAGUUACGUAUUGACCAGAAGAAAUUUGGAUCACGAUCUAUCCGAAGGAGUGUCCGAAGUGGAUCUAUUAAACUCAAACAAACUUACGAGCAUUUAAUGGAGAAUGGAGAUAUUGGAGUAAACAGAGUGACUUCUAAUAGAGCACGCCCACACGACUUAGAUAUCAAAUUACUUCAAGCCAAGCGGCAACAAGCUGAGAUGAGACGAAAUCAACGGGAAGAAGAUCUACGAGAAAACCAUCCAUUUUUUGAUACACCUCUAUUCGCUGUGCCGAGAGAAAGCAGAUUUCGUAAAUUGUGCCAGCUUAUAGUAUAUGCAAGAUAUGAUGCCAGGCUUAAAGAUCCACUAACCGGAAAGGAAAGAAAAGUUCAAUAUAAGAGUUUACAUAAUUUCUUAGGAUUGGUCACUUACUUGGAUUGGUUGAUGAUCGCCAUGACCACUUUAUCUUGCCUUUCAAUGAUGUUUGAGACUCCAUUUUAUAGAGUAAUGGAUAAUAUUUCUCUACAAAUUGCCGAAUAUUGUUUUGUUAUAUUCAUGAGUAUCGAAUUGGCAUUAAAAAUACUUGCCGAUGGUUUAUUUUUCACACCGAAGGCCUACGUCAAAGAUGUAGCUGCUCUUCUUGACGUCUUUAUUUAUUUGGUGAGUCUAACCUUUCUAUGUUGGAUGCCAAGAAGAGUACCACCAAACUCCGGCGCACAACUGCUGAUGAUUCUCCGAUGCUUGAGACCUUUAAGAAUAUUUACACUGGUACCUCACAUGAGAAAAGUCGUUUACGAAUUGUGCAGGGGAUUUAAGGAAAUUCUCUUGGUAUCAACACUUUUGAUUCUUUUAAUGUUCAUUUUUGCAAGUUACGGUGUCCAAUUAUAUGGAGGACGUUUAGCUAGAUGUAACGAUCCCAGUAUUACCAGAAGAGAAGACUGCACAGGGAUUUUUUGGAGGCGUGUUUUCGUGACAAAAAUGAAAUAUGCACCGGGCGAAGGAGAAAGCCACCCGGCUAUAUUGGUUCCUCGAGUCUGGGCUAAUCCCAGGAGAUUUAAUUUUGAUAAUAUUGGAGAUGCCAUGUUAACCUUAUUCGAAGUUCUUUCUUUUAAGGGUUGGCUGGAUGUCAGAGAUGUUUUGAUAAAAGCUUUAGGACCUGUUCAUGCAAUAUAUAUUCAUAUAUACAUUUUUUUGGGCUGUAUGAUUGGUCUCACUUUAUUUGUGGGUGUCGUUAUCGCAAAUUAUUCAGAAAACAAGGGUACGGCCCUUUUAACUGUAGAUCAAAGGAGAUGGUGUGAUUUAAAGAAGAGACUUAAGAUUGCCCAACCUCUUCAUCUUCCUCCAAGACCUGAUGGCAAAAAGUUUAGAGCUUUUAUAUAUGAUAUUACACAAAACAUUAAAUUUAAAAGGGCUAUAGCUAUUAUGGUUUUGGUUAAUAGUGCCCUUCUAGGAGUCACAUGGAAUAAAGAUUACUCAUACACAGACGUUUUGGCCACAGUUGGCAUGAUUUGUACUCUACUAUUUUUAGUAGAAGUUGUUAUGAAAAACAUAGCGUUCACUCCAAGGGGUUACCUUCAAUCAAGAAGAAAUAGAUAUGACCUUUUCGUCACAGUUACUGGCGUUAUUUGGAUGUUUUUCCAUAUAAUGUUUAAGAAUGAACUGACAUACUUCAUAGGAUUUAUGGUGGUCAUACUCAGAUUCUUUACUAUAACUGGAAAACAUGCCACUUUAAAAAUGCUCAUGCUGACGGUGGGCGUAUCAGUCUGCAAGAGUUUCUUUAUCAUAUUCGGCAUGUUUCUUUUAGUAUUUUUUUACGCUUUGGCCGGUACGAUAAUAUUUGGAACGGUUAAAUAUGGGGAGGGCAUUGGAAGGAGGGCCAAUUUUCGAUCUCCUGUAACUGGUGUAGCCAUGCUUUUCCGAAUUGUAACUGGUGAGGACUGGAAUAAGAUUAUGCAUGACUGCAUGAUCCAGCCUCCCUACUGUACGCCGGCCGAAAACUACUGGCAGACUGAUUGCGGAAAUUUCACCGGUUCCCUAAUAUAUUUCUGUACAUUUUAUGUCAUCAUCACGUACAUUGUUUUAAAUUUAUUAGUGGCUAUUAUCAUGGAGAAUUUUUCAUUAUUUUAUUCAAAUGAAGAAGAUGCACUAUUGUCAUAUGCUGACAUCAGAAAUUUUCAAAAUACUUGGAACAUUGUUGACAUACAUCAGAGAGGUGUAAUACCAGUUCGAAGGGUUAAAUUCAUAUUACGACUUCUCAAGGGAAGAUUAGAAGUAGAUCCCCAGAAAGAUAGACUCUUAUUUAAACACAUGUGCUACGAACUGGAGCGGUUGCAUAAUGGGGAAGACGUUACAUUCCACGAUGUUAUCAACAUGCUAUCGUAUCGGUCGGUGGACAUAAGGAAAGCUCUUCAAUUGGAAGAACUUUUAGCAAGGGAAGAGUUCGAGUACAUAAUUGAAGAAGAGGUAGCUAAACAAACGAUUAGAACCUGGUUGGAGGGUUGUUUGAAAAAGAUACGAUCAACAAACAAGCAGCAGAAUAGUUUAAUAGCAGGGUUGAGAGCCACUAAUGAAGCAGUAAAUAUACCGGACACUACCGAAGAAAACAAGGCUAGUGUACCGGAUCAGGAAAAUGAAGUAGAAGUUAAAGAAGUAGAAACUGUUAAGAAACAAAAACUUGCAACACUUCCCCGUUCGGACAGUAUUGGUAGUAGCUCAGGACGAAAAUACUUGGCUCCUACAUUAUCAGACCCUGCUGCAAGACCUGAAAAAGAAAGGAUAGCGACGAAAAAGAAAAAUAAUAGACAACCUGUUAAUAAGAAUAUAUCGCAUCUGAAUGAAUCUGAAACCAACCGUAUGCCAAGAGAAGUUUUUAAUAAUAAAACUACGGUGCCAAAAUCGUCUAACGCUCUACAUGAAAUAAGGGAUUGGUGGAAUGAGCAAUUAUCUUAUGCGUCACAAUCAAGUGAUGAAGAUUAAAAAUGGUAAAAGUCUCUAGAGAUAGUUUUAGUGAAUAUUAGACUGGAUAUUAUAAGACUUGUGUCCGUAUCUUGUAUAUGUUGUAUGUGUUAACUCAUACGUGGAGUCAAUUUUUGCAAGAUAUCGAUUUUUUAUUGACUUUUGUAUUUUCUUAGUACAUAAAGUUUUGUUUGAUAGUUUUACAUAAAACUAUUUUAUGAAUGUUAAAAUGUUAGUUUUUAUUAAUGGAUAUACAUCCAUAAUAUUUAUUACUGUUAUAUUUUAAUGAAUGAAAUUAUGUGUUGUUCUGUUAUUUUUUAUUAUAAAAAUAUAUUAAAUGUUUA